Messenger RNA from Neoarthrinium moseri, 1680 nucleotides. RefSeq lists its product as uncharacterized. The transcript has 10 exons. Gene Ontology annotation, molecular function: transmembrane transporter activity. Gene Ontology annotation, cellular component: membrane. Gene Ontology annotation, biological process: transmembrane transport. The record is from RefSeq and is a predicted model, not a curated record. The coding region runs from base 1 to 1680 and encodes 559 amino acids. Lineage: Eukaryota; Fungi; Ascomycota; Sordariomycetes; Amphisphaeriales; Apiosporaceae.
AUGGUGCGAUCGGCACUUUCGGAGAGCCCCCGCCGAUCUCGAACUACAGAAUCUGCAAAAUCCACGCGAAACUCCUCUCCUCGCGAUAGCACGUACCUGACGUUCAGCGCUGAUUUGCGUAAAGCCAGAUUCGUGACCAUGGCUGCCGAUGAAACGACGCCUCUACUUGGCAAUGGGUUCCAAAAAGAGCCGAAGUCAAUUAAGACUCUGGCAACGACUUUCUUCGGCCCCGCCAACCGGAUACUGCUGGCCGGGUUCUUGAUGGCAUUCACAUUGGGCAUAACACAAGUCCCUAUUAUCUAUGUGUUCCGCGUAAUGGAGUGCGAUGUUUUCUAUACUCACAACCCCCCAUUUGAAGGAAUAGGAGAUCGGUGUAACCGCCGGGAAAUCAACGCCGGUACUGCAACACAAGUCUCAAUACUAGGAAUGUCCACAUCGUUUAGCGGUGUUCUGAAUCUCUUCGUUUGCGGGUAUUUCAUCAAGCUGUGGGGUCCUCGUUGGGCCUUUGUUAGCCAGACUUCGCUUCUUGGCGUUCGAGUUGCCACCCAAGUUCUUGGAGUUACGCUUGGAGGCAGAACCGGCAUCAUUGUCUUCCAGGCUAUGCAAAGUAUUGGGAUCAUUGGCGGUCCUCGUGGUUAUCAGUUGGUGCUAAACACUGCAGUCAGCGAAGUUGUCUCUCCACGGGAUCGAACGGCAGUCUUCGGUCGGCUGCAAGGCUCCAUUAUGCUAGGAACGGCAUUCGGCUUCUUAUUGGGAGGUGUUCUCGGCGAUAUAUAUGGAAUCCGCCGCCCUUUUGAGGUUGCUUUCUUCUUGUACAUUACAUCCAGCAUCUAUGGCGCUCUUUUCAUGCCAACUACCUCUUCCAACGACGACAAGGUGAAAGACAAGAAUACACGAGGCGUUGGAGGGUUCUUUGCUCCCCUCAAGGUCAUCGUGCCCCACCGAUACGUUUUGGAAGACGGCAAGAUUAUCAAAAACUACGGCUUGGUUUUUCUAGCGUUAGGGAUAUUUCUUGGAGUUUUUGCAUCAACUUAUGCGCCAACCCUGUUGCAGAUGUAUGCUACAGCAGAAUUUGGAUUCGGCACUACGGAAAAUGGAUGGCUUAUGUUUGGAAGAAAUUGGCUUAAUGGCACCACACAAUCCGAUGCUACAACGACAAACAACGUUGAGCACUUGCCAACAGACCCUCGGGAUUUCGAUGCAAGCCCUGGGGAGCAGGUUCCACAAGAACCCAUAGAGCCACCUGAACCAGAAGACGAAGAUACAGGUACUGGGUUUGACCUUCUUUUCGUGAGAUGGAGUCUUGUCGUAGACUCUAUCGUUACAGCCAUUGCAGGCCUAUCAAGGGAAGGAUGGCAAGCCUACAUGGCUGCCUUUUUGCUACCCUUCGCCUCUGGAUCGGCACCAGCCGCGAAAGGAGUUAUGACCGAGAUGUGCCCCCCACAUAAACGCCAAGAUGCGAUCGCUGCUAUUACUUUGGUUGAAAGCGCAGCCAUGCUAAUCACGCAAGGCUUGUUCGGACUUAUCUUUGCCGCCUUUUCUGAAAUCGGACAACCAAGACUGACAUUCUUCUGCAAUGCGGGCUUCGCCGUUGUUGCUGUCACUGUUCUGUUUCUGUCAAGGUUCCCUCCGCUAGGAAGCAAGCGCAUAGAUGAUAACCGCGAUAAUGAGGAUUGUUGA